AUGGAAUCUGUCAAGCACAGCGCCAACUACGUCGGUGAGAAGGUCCAGCAGGCGGCCCACGGCAGCUCCAAGGAGACCAACAAGCAUAUCGCCAAGGACUCUGACGCUCCCGUCCGUACUCGUGCCGAGGCUGGCAUCGACGCUACCGACGACAAGUUCAAGGAGGAGAAGCACGACAGCAAGGGCGAGGCGCACAAGAACCUUGCCUAA
Molecule: messenger RNA, 210 nt
Organism: Geosmithia morbida
Lineage: Eukaryota; Fungi; Ascomycota; Sordariomycetes; Hypocreales; Bionectriaceae
Product: Protein of unknown function (DUF2823)
Exons: 2
Coding region: 1-210 (69 amino acids)
Source: RefSeq, a predicted model, not a curated record